UUCUAUACUGUACCAUUUUCGAAAUGAAAAUCGUGUCCCGUUGAACGUUUCACUUCAAUUUUCCAUUAAAUGUUCCUUUGAUCAACAAUGAGCACAGUGAGCUAUGUCAGGUAGGAUGAUCUAAAUCCAGCAGCAACUGCACCUGGAUCCAUGGAGAUGAUGAGGCUGCACCACAAUCAAGAGGCAGAGGUCGUUGUUUGGGGACGAAGAACCCUAAGACCGUUCUAGACGCCGCAUUUGACCGAUGUUUUCCUAUCGAUUACUUUGUGAUAAAUUACUUAGACUGGUUCUUUUUAUCGAUUACUUCUUCAUUUUCCAGCAGUGAUAGUAAUAGGGAGAGAACGCUUUCCAUGAUUUGCAGCCGCAGCAAACGCUUUCCAGCACUUCUAUGUGCUGCUGAAUUCCACGAGGAUGAUGUGCUCUAUAGCGAGAGAACAUCUAGGUUUCUGAAGCCUGCUUUCACGGUUAUACGUGAUCAAGAAUUGAAAUGUUUGCUGGUGUUCAUCCGUGGAACGCGUAGCAUAAAAGACACUCUCAUAGAUGCACUGUGUGCUUCUGUCUCCUUCGAUCACAACAUGGUUUCAGGACAUGCACAUCGUGGUAUGGUUGUUGCGGCUGAUUGGAUUAGCAAACAUUGCAUUCCUGUACUACUUGAAGCUCUUCGUCAAUACCCCCACUUCAAAAUCAAGAUUGUUGGACACUCGUUGGGUGGUGGUGUUGUUGCAUUAUUGACUCAUAAGCUUAGAGAAAUGGAAGAGUUGUCUUCGACAAGGCCAACUUGUGUCACGUUUGGCUCAGGUAUAUCUUUACUCAAAAUUGGUGGAAGAAUGGUUUAUUCAACCUGCUCAAUGAAUCCUAUUGAGAAUGAAGCUGUGGUUGCUGAGGACAUUGUUGAUUAUGCCACUAGCAAGCUCCCCCUAAUGUUCUUGCUGCCUGAAGAUAGUUGUACUUGUAGCAAACUCAUAUAGACCUAUUGGAGGGGCUAAAGAUGAUCUUGAAAUAGGAAUUCUGUCCUACAAAAAUCCAAGAUUGCAUCUUUUCCAUCAAAGGAAAUUGCGAAAAGACUGCCUCGCCCAUCAGUUAGUUGAAGUAGCCACAGAUAGCAGCUGAGUAAGGGUCUGCAUUUGCUUUUCAUCCUCCAAAACUGUAGUGUAUGGAUUGUGUUUAUGUAUAUUGUGAUUAUUAUUAGAUAUUAUUAGAUAUGAAUCUAAUGAAAUAUUUUAUAAUAUUUUCUGAUGCUUGUUUUUUGUUUGGUAAUAUCAUCCAUUGUAGAUGCUUGCAAUGAUUGAUUUUUUAGUUUC
Messenger RNA from Vigna unguiculata (cowpea), 1301 nucleotides. RefSeq lists its product as uncharacterized. Gene Ontology annotation, biological process: lipid metabolic process. The record is from RefSeq and is a predicted model, not a curated record. NCBI's taxonomy places the organism in Eukaryota, Viridiplantae, Streptophyta, Magnoliopsida, Fabales, Fabaceae.